AUGCUUCUUUGUCCGGAGUAUGUUGUUGAUUCAAGUAGCUGGUUUAGGGUGAUAGAAUGUGGCCAACUUGUUCAAAUGAUGGAAUGCUGUUUUUUUACCAAUAUAGGGGCAGUAACAAAAGAAAAUUUCCAAAUUCAGAAGCCUGACAUUUAUAUUCAGGAGUUCUUUUACUUAAACAUGAUAUUGAAGUGGAUCCGUUACUCUAGGAAAUGGAGUUAUCAAUGUUCCCUGGACGCAUCACAUAUGCUUACCAAUACUGCAGGACAAAAUCAGACUCCAAAACUUCUCACAUAUUGCACUCUAGUUCUUGUUGAAAAACCAAGCACUCUCAAAUACAAGCCAAUCUCAUCAAUUACAAUAUUGGUUCGGGGCCUUAAUUUGCUCGGUUUAGCAACCUCUAUAGUUGGUAGAAAUGACACAGAUCAGCAAACUUUACCCGAACAUUAUAGAGUAACCAAACUGGAAUUGCAAUUACAGAAACUAGCGGGGUCUGUAUCGCCUUACAUUGGAAAUUUGAGUUUUCUCAGAGUGUUGAAUAUUGCAGGCAACUGCUUCAACAACGAAAUUCCUCAAGAAAUUGGACGUUUAAGAAGAUUGGAAAUAUUAGAAUUCUCCAAUAACUCCAUCAAUGGUGAACUUCCUUCCAAUUUAUCUGGUUCUUCUACGCUUACAAUUGUUCAUAUGUUAGGCAACCAGCUAACCGGAGAAAUACCGAGUUUGCUUUGUAAUGCCUUAAUCUCUCAUCGGGAUAUUUUGAAUACUAUCUCGCAAGUUGGGUGCGAGUCUCCACAAAUGAUAUUAGAUACGUCUUCAGUUGGAUGCGUUUAUUAUCCUAACGUCACUAAAUAUUCAAAUAACAUCGUUGUUACUUAUGAACGCCACCCAAGACUUGAUAUUAGAAGCGGAUUAUUGAAGUCAUUACCCGUAGGAAAAUGCCCUUCAUAA
Durio zibethinus is the source of this 945-nucleotide messenger RNA. The record is from RefSeq and is a predicted model, not a curated record. NCBI's taxonomy places the organism in Eukaryota, Viridiplantae, Streptophyta, Magnoliopsida, Malvales, Malvaceae.